UCUGCAUCCUCCUCUCCUUCUCACGAAUUUUCCUUCUCUGUCUCUCUAUACUCGUCUUCCUCAACUACAAACCCUACUAGUACUCAUAAAUCUACAACUUCACCUAAUUCAUCUGCACUUGAUUUAUCUCCUGCUGAUGACAUUUUCUUCCAUGGCCACUUGCUUCCUCUUCACUUCCUUUCCCACCUCUCUGUUUCUCCUCGUUCUUCCACCAAAUCCAUGGACAGUUUCACCCUCCCCAUCACAGAAUUAAUACAGGAUGAAAUACCCAGCAAGGAAGAUCUCUGUGGAAGCAACAUGGCCCUGGACAACUAUGAAGAAGUCAACAGUGACAACAAUGGAAGAACAAAGGAAGAAGAAGGAAGAGGCAAGUCCAAGUCUUUCUCAUUGUUCCGGUUAAGAGGGCGAAAAGGGUGUGAAGUCAGAGAUAAGGAAGAAGAUACAGAGAAGCAGAAAAAGAAACAGAAGUUUCAGGUUGUCCAUGUGUUGAAAAGGUACUUAAGAAUGGUGCAACCAUUAAUGUCGAGUUUUACAGGGAGAAGACAGAGAAUUAGAGUCCGUCGACAGAGUUAUUCGUAUUCAGAAAAUUUUAGCGUCAGAAAUAAGGCAGAAUUAAGAGGAAGAAGAGGAGAAUAUUCAGCACCAGCAUCAAUAAGGACAUCUCCAAGUAAUAGUGGCCUCCUCCUUCCUACUAUGACUCUUCCUCCUGCUAAUGAUAGUACCAUGGAAGAGUUGCAGGCUGCCAUUCAAGCUGCAAUUGCUCACUGCAAAAACUCAAUUGCAAAAGAAGAGAAACUCAAAUGCUGAGGGACGAAGAUGUCGUACUUGUAUUUACUUUUUAUAUUAUUGUUUUCACAUCUUCACAAUCAGCCAAUAUCACUCCUUGAUUGUUUAUAAAUAAAAUCUUAUAAUUAAGAGAGGAGAUAGUAAUUAAGGACAAAAAAACUUGUUCUGUUGGACUCAUGCCCUUAAUCAGCAACUGGGGUACUCGGAUAACCAAGAAUUAUAAUUUGCCUUUUCCAGCCCU
Molecule: messenger RNA, 1027 nt
Organism: Neltuma alba
Lineage: Eukaryota; Viridiplantae; Streptophyta; Magnoliopsida; Fabales; Fabaceae
Product: BRI1 kinase inhibitor 1
Exons: 1
Cellular component (GO): plasma membrane
Molecular function (GO): kinase inhibitor activity
Source: RefSeq, a predicted model, not a curated record